Molecule: messenger RNA, 2302 nt
Organism: Podarcis raffonei (Aeolian wall lizard)
Lineage: Eukaryota; Metazoa; Chordata; Lepidosauria; Squamata; Lacertidae
Gene: MIDN
Product: midnolin
Exons: 8
Coding region: 438-1892 (484 amino acids)
Cellular component (GO): nucleus
Molecular function (GO): protein binding
Source: RefSeq, a predicted model, not a curated record
CUGUCAGCCCUUGGGUUCUGUGUGGGAUAAAAACUUUUCGCGCACCUCCCGAACAUUUCAUUUAAUAAAAAAAAAAGAAACCACGCAAAACCGCAGCGCUGCUGGCUGGAAGGAGCGAGAGCCUCGGCUGAGCACCACAGGCAAAACGGACGACGCCUCUGGAGAAGGAUUACAUACAUAUUUUUCCUCCCUCUUUGUAGGGAAGGGGCGAGAUUCACCUUGUGCUUUUUUUUCCUUUCCCCCUUGCCACAUCCUCAAGAAAGGAUCUUUUUUCUCCCGAAGGGUUUCCCCGCCACGUGAGGACCUGCCAACCCGUCUGGAGACAAAGGAUACAAUUUUCCGCUUUGGGGAGAAAUUUCCUGAAAGGGUUUUUUAUUUCGUUUUCGGGAGCGAUUCGGAGGAGAAGGCGGCGUCUCCUGGCGGAUUUUGGUAAUCGAAUGGACCACCAACCCACCCCCAGGAGCUGCAGCCGGGGGCCUCCAGCCUGCGACGCCGUUCAGAGCGAGCCGUCCAUGAAUGUGCUCGUUCACACGACCACCGGGGCCCGGUAUGAGCUGUCUGUGCCCGUGGAAGAGACGGUGGAAGGUCUGAAGCGGCGCUUGUCCCAGAGGCUGAAGGUCCCGCGGGAGAGGCUGGCGCUGCUGCACAAAGAAAGUCGACUUAAUUCGGGCAAACUUCAAGAUCUGGGCGUUGGAGACGGGAGCAAGUUGACUCUGGUGCCAACGGUGGAAACUGGCUUAAUGUCGCAAGCAUCCAGACCAGAGCAGUCCGUAAUGCAAGCGUUGGAAAGUUUAACAGAAACUCAGGUAAACGACUUCCUGUCUGGAAGAUCCCCUCUCACCUUGGCCCUCCGCGUCGGGGACCAUAUGAUGUUCGUUCAGCUGCAACUGGCUGCCCAGCAGAAUGGCGGACAGCUGCAGCACCGCCACCUCAUCGCCAGCCGCGGCGAACCCCCGGCCGCUGCGCCCCCGGCCGGUCCCAACUGCCCCGCUCUCCACGGGAGCGGCCACGCCCCCCACUUCGCCCGGGUCCCCGCCUCCCCGCCCGUUUGCCAGGAAAGCCCCGCCUCCCCGCCGCAGGCCCCGCCCACGUACUGUAGCUCCGCCCACCCGACGCCCGUCACCGCCGGCAUGUUCCGCUCGCACGGGGCCCAGGCGAGCGGCGGCGCAGGGAGCGCUUCGUCGUGUUCGGAGGUCGAUUGCGCCACGCGGAGCAAACCUUCACCCAGCGCCAGCCCCGCGCAGCCUUCCCGACCCCGCAAACCCGGCGCUGUGAUCGAAAGCUUUGUGAACCACGCUCCGGGUGUUUUUUCGGGGACGUUUUCUGGCACUUUGCACCCGAAUUGCCAAGACAGCAGCGGGCGGCCCCGGCGGGACAUCGGCACCAUCUUGCAGAUCCUCAACGACCUGUUGAGCGCCACGCGGCACUACCAGGGCAUGCCCCAGUCCCUGACGCAGCUGCGGUGCCAAACUCAGUGCUCGCUUUCCUCGACUUCUUCGUCGCCGUCGCCGCCCCAAUCCCCGGAUCUCGCCAGCAACACUACCUCAGAGAAAAUCGCAGCAGCUGCUAGCCACUCCUUACACUUGGGGGCUCCCUGCGCCAGUCAAGUGGCAGCGUCUAAGCCUUCCGGCGACCGGUUGCGGCAGACGGAGAACCGCGCCACCCGCUGCAAAGUGGAACGCCUGCAGCUUCUGAUGCAGCAAAAGCGGCUGCGCCGGAAAGCGCGCCGCGACGCCCGCGCCCCAUACCACUGGCUCCCCAACCGCAAGUCCAGCCGCACGAACAGCAACAGUAGCAUGUCGAGCGAAGGGAGCCUGGACCUAGACUUCGAAGACUCUGUGUGGAAACCGGAAGUCAAAGCGGACAUGAAAUCCGAAUUUGUUGUAGCAUAAAAGGAAAAACAAAAAACCAAGACCGCAGGGAGGGGAGGACGAAGAGACCGAAGUUUUUUGGGGGGGGAGGGGGCGUCGAACGGGAAACCAGGGGUGGGGAGAAAAGACCAUUUAGUAAUAAUUAAUAAUACGUUUUUGGGUCCGUGCGAGCAAAGUCCUUGGGUGCUUUGAUCCUUUUAGAAAACAAGAUACACACACACGAAAAACAACAACGUUUAUUGGAUCGCGGCAGAUGGACCAGCCCUACGGAAAUCUCCACAGGCAGAUUGGAACAGUAUUUUCUAUUCUUUUCGAAACUCUUCUUUUUUUCGUUUUGAAGUGGUUUGGGAUGGAGCGAGAAAGAGACUUUGCUUCCCAAAAGUGAACUUGAAAGGAACUUUUUAUUUUUUAAAAAUUCGGUUUUCUCUCUC